Messenger RNA from Rosa rugosa (rugosa rose), 1701 nucleotides. RefSeq names its product DAR GTPase 2, mitochondrial. The transcript has 8 exons. The coding region runs from base 218 to 1327 and encodes 369 amino acids. Gene Ontology annotation, cellular component: mitochondrion. Gene Ontology annotation, molecular function: GTP binding; GTPase activity. The record is from RefSeq and is a predicted model, not a curated record. NCBI's taxonomy places the organism in Eukaryota, Viridiplantae, Streptophyta, Magnoliopsida, Rosales, Rosaceae.
UAAUUCAACGGUCUGGUGUGUGAUAUAGUUAGUAUGGAAAGAAAAAAAAAAAAAAUUUAAAAAAAAUUGCAAAAGGCUUUUGGGUUUAGUUUUGUUAUGAAGUUUUAGACUCCUCACGUUAUUAAUCUUUCAAGACUAAAGCCAGAGGCAAAAAUUGGCCCAGAGAAAAGUCCCAAAACGCAAAACAGCCCAGUGUUAUCUUCAACUCAAAGGCAAAAUGGCAACGGCUAGUUUAGCAAGACGAAUAGGCAUGGCUAUUGUAAAAGCCACCAACAACACAAGCUCUGGGAACGGCUGGUUCAGCCCUCACAUGGCUGCUGCUUCUCGUGCCAUCGCUGAACGUAUCCCAUUGGUUGAUCUCGUUCUUGAAGUCAGAGACGCAAGGAUUCCAUUGUCAUCAGCGUACAAGCAAUUGGAGAACUACACAUCCUCCUCCAAGCGAAUCAUAGUAAUGAACAAGGUGGACCUUGCGAAUCGUUCCCAGUUGAAGGAAUGGAUGAAGUAUUUUGAGCAAAAUAAUUGCAUUUCAUACGGAGUCAAUGCCCAUAAUAAAGAGAGCAUUAAGCAGUUUUUGAACUUUUUGCAAGCUCGUGUCAGAGAAUUGAAUAACAAUGAUAAUUCUAGUUAUACUGCAACGAUAUUGCUACUUGGAAUUCCUAAUGUUGGUAAGUCAGCCCUUGCCAACUCCUUACAUCGAUUUGGGAGGAUUAGUGCAGCAGAAAAGGGAAAGUUGAAGCAUGCUACAGUGAGUCCACAGCCUGGUGAAACAAAAGAUAUAAGCAGUUUGAAGAUUGGAAGUCAUCCCAAUAUUUAUGUUUUGGACACACCAGGUGUUUUGCCUCCAGAGAUUCAUGAUGUAGAGGUCUGCACCAAAUUAGCGUUGACAGGAACCAUUAUAGAUUGUUAUGCUGGGGAAAAAGAACUAGCUCAGUGUUUUCUGGCUAUCUUGAACAGAAGCGACGAAUACAAGAAAUGGGCAAAUUUGUCCAACAGUGAGAAUGGUAGAACAUUGAUAGACCACAGUAUAGAAUGCUCAAAUAGCUCGAAAGACAUCAAACGGAAAAGAAGAUACUCUGCAGAUCACACACAGGAUUUCAUAGUGCAAGAUGUUCGUCAGAUUCUCUUCAAAACCAUAUCAUCUUUCAAUGGUGACAUGGAGGAUGAAAUGCUUAUUGAGGAACAGAUCAAGGCCCUGCAAGGAGUUUUUCAGUUUCCUCUGGAAUCCAAAAAGAACACUCAAUAUAAAGCCGAAUUGAAGUUAUUGAAUCUUUUUCGCACUGGGAGGCUUGGACAUUAUACCUUGGAUUCUAUACCAAGAAACCUCUAGUUCUUUGGGACUUGGUGUAUACUAUAUGAACGCGAUUCUCUGCUAAAAGUACCCUAGAUCAAAAGCAUGAAGUCAUUUCCUUUGAGUCACCCCCUCCACAAGCUGCUAAUUCUUUCCUAGUUGACUUCUGCGAAAUUUCCAGGUCUAGAAGAUCUAGUGUAAUUAAUCCUGGGAGCUAGCUUUCUCUUUUAGCUAUUAGCUAGGUUCCAGAAUCCAUAAAUAACCUAAAAAGGUGGUGAUAAAUCAGCAUUGUUAAUUUUUAGAUUUCAUUUGAAAUCUGAAAAUGAGUCAACUAUAUGGAAAGUAAAAUAUUGUAAGGAUUUCAACCUUAUCCUAUAUAUUCAUUUGCUGUAAAUUUCAAAUCUUUGUGUUUU